This is a messenger RNA of Penicillium argentinense, 1212 nucleotides long. Its product is annotated as mitochondrial 54S ribosomal protein mL44. The coding region runs from base 1 to 1212 and encodes 403 amino acids. Gene Ontology annotation, biological process: regulation of gene expression; primary miRNA processing; rRNA processing. NCBI's taxonomy places the organism in Eukaryota, Fungi, Ascomycota, Eurotiomycetes, Eurotiales, Aspergillaceae. The record is from RefSeq and is a predicted model, not a curated record. Gene Ontology annotation, cellular component: nucleus. The transcript has a single exon. Gene Ontology annotation, molecular function: ribonuclease III activity; double-stranded RNA binding.
AUGAAGAGGCUGCAGCUCCAACGAUGGAGCAGUUCAGUCCUUUCGCCGCGGGCUCGGGCUGGUAGUCGGCUGCAUCAACAACUCUACUCUACUGGAUUGCGACUUCAAUCGACUGCUUCUCCGCUUCAAUCCGAGACUUCUAUCCCAGAUGACGUUGAACAUGUCGAUAUUGGAGACCCUGGGAUGAUGCGUCACGUCCGACGUGUUCACAAGCGAAAGACGCAACUGCAAUAUCCCUCUCCUCCGGUCGACGCCGCGAUCAAGUCCCCCAAACUCGCCGCCCUCCACGCUCGACUGUACCUCCCUUCUCGAUUACCCGUCCAAACCCUCGCGCGUACAUUGGUCGAUGCAUCCGCGGACCGCAAUGCCGAUUUCAACAAUGAAGCGCUGGCCACUCUUGGUCACGACCUCCUUACCCACUAUACCUCCGAGCACCUUCUUUGCAACUAUCCCCGUUUGCCUUUGAGCGUUAUAUUCGCUGCUAUGUAUGCAUAUGUCGGGCCCAAAACUCUCGCCGCGAUGACGAAAGAAUGGGGUGUUGAUUGGGCUACUGUGCCUGGUGGUGAGGUCGACCCUGGUCUGCUGCAGUUCAAGAGGAUCGACCCCGGAACCAAGGUGGAUGAAGUUUCCCAGCUGCAAUCACCAAGGCCUUAUGCCGCUCAGAAGGGUUGGAGGAUGACUGUAUCCUCCAAAAUCUUCUAUGACGACGAGUUUGGCGACGCGAUCAAGGGUUCUGCGGCCUCGAAUGAGGGAGUCACAACUGAGAUGGCCAGUGCCACCUUCGUCCGCGCCGUCAUGGGUGCGAUCUACCUACAUGCUGGACGACCCGCUGCAAAGCGGUUCUUCGAGCAACACAUUCUCUCCCGGCACCUCAACAUCUCCGAGCUGUUCAACUUCUCCCAGCCCGCCCGCGAUCUCGCCCGGCUAUGUGCGCGCGAGAACUUCGAGCCUCCCGUUGCCAAGAUUGUCAGUGAAACCGGUCGGAAGAGCAGACACCCCGUUUUUGUGGUUGGCGUCUUCUCUGGUCAGGACAAGCUGGGCGAGGGCGCUGGCGCCAGCCUGGCUGAGGCCCGUGAGCGUGCUGCUCUCGCUGCUCUGAAGGGAUGGUACCUGUAUAGCCCUCUCAACCCGCGCGUUCCCAGCUCCAUGGAAGAGGAGGGUGCUGCGCCAUGGAAGCCUGCUCACGUCGACGUGGGCGAGGUGAUCGUCUAA